Messenger RNA from Lathyrus sativus (Indian pea), 2970 nucleotides. Lineage: Eukaryota; Viridiplantae; Streptophyta; Magnoliopsida; Fabales; Fabaceae. The record is from the annotation of a GenBank genome assembly.
AUGGGUUCCAAUUCAGGGGAGGAAGGAACACUAGGAUCUACAGGAAAUGAGGAGAGAAUUCUUGUUUCUGUUCGGGUGCGACCACUGAAUGAUAAGGAGAUAGCAAAAUAUGAUCUGUCCGAAUGGGAAUGCAUUAAUGAUACUACCAUCAUGUACAGAAGCAACCUUUCAGCUCCUGAAAGGUCUCCGUAUCCAACAACCUAUACAUUUGACCGAGUUUUUAACACUGAUUGCCCCACAAGGCAGGUGUACGAAGAAGCAGCUAAGGAGGUAGCUCUUUCUGUUCUCAAUGGAAUCAACUCUAGCAUUUUUGCAUAUGGACAAACAAGCAGUGGAAAGACAUACACCAUGAGUGGUAUAACUGAGUACGCUAUAGCUGACAUUUUUAAUCACAUAGAAAAGCACAAAGAAAGGGAGUUUGUCUUGAAGUUUUCAGCAAUGGAGAUCUAUAAUGAAUCUGUCAGGGACCUCCUUAGUAACGACACUACACUUCUCAGACUUCUUGAUGAUCCUGAGAAAGGCACAGUUGUUGAGAGACUCACCGAGGAAACUUUGCGUGACUGGGACCAUUUUACCGAACUUAUUUCUUUUUGUGAAACACAACGUCAGAUAGGAGAGACAUCUUUGAAUGAAGCCAGCUCCAGAUCACAUCAAAUUCUAAGACUGACGAUUGAAAGUUCUCCAAGUGAAUUUCUGGGAAAUGACAAAUUGAGCUCUCUUACUGCUUCUGUGAAUUUUGUUGAUCUUGCUGGAAGUGAGCGAGCAUCACAAACUAAUUCAGCUGGUACGAGGUUGAAGGAGGGAUGUCACAUAAACCGUAGUUUACUGACUCUAGGAACUGUCAUCCGCAAACUCAGCAAGGGGCGAAAUGGACACAUCCCUUUCAGAGAUUCAAAACUAACCCGCAUACUGCAGUCCUCAAUAGGAGGCAAUGCUAGAACAGCAAUCAUAUGUACCAUGAGUCCUGCACGGAGCUAUGUUGAACAAACCAGAAACACCCUCUUAUUUGCAUGUUGUGCUAAAGAAGUGUCAACUAAUGCAAAAGUCAAUGUAGUGAUGUCUGAUAAAUUGUUGGUCAAGCAAUUGCAAAGAGAGUUGGCUAGGCUGGAAGGAGAGUUGAAAAAUUCAAGUUCAACCCGCCGCAAACCUGAUUCUGCCGAGUUGCUGAGGGAAAAAGACCUCCAAAUUGAGAUGUUAAAGAAAGAGAUAUUAGAUCUGGCUAUGCAGCGGGACCUUGCUCACUCUCAAAUUACGGACAUGCUUAAAGUGGUUGGAGACGAUAUGUCCUCAAGUGAUAUGGAAGGUUUGGGUCUUCAGUAUCCCAAACUACGUGUGCGAUGCUCAAUGGACUUUGAUAAUCAAAUAGAGGAACCAAAUUUAUUAGGUUUUGACAUCAUGGAGACUGUAAGAUCUUUUGAUGCUUCUCAAUAUUCAGAUGGACAUAGUGUAAGCUCCGAAGAGAACUAUUUCCAGCUCCCUAAUUUGGAAAAGAAUCUUCCCAUCAGGAUUUCUUCUCGAGCGCUGUCAGUUGUAAGUCAUGAUGAUGAAACAAAUGAUUCGGAUCAGAAUAUAGUUCAAGAACAGCCCAAUGAUAAAUUAGGAGACAGUUGUAUAAAAGUUAGGUGCGUUGAGUCGGAAGAUCCAAUUACAAACACAGAUACACUUUCAAAUCCAGCAAGUUUGAGUCCAAAUAGAGACACAGACUCGAAUGCAUCAUCUCCGGGGGAAACUACGGUUGUCUCGGGAUUGACAGAAGUUGAUAACAUAGACAAAGAAAAUCAAGACUUGUGCUCAUCUCCGGGGGAAACUACGGCUGUCUCAGGAUUGACAGAAAUUGAUAACAUAGACAAAGAAAAUCAAGACUUGUGCUCAUCUCCGGGGGAAAGUACAGCUGUCUCAGGAUUGACAGAAAUUGGUAACAUAGACAAAGAAAAUCAAGACUCGUGUUCAUUUGGGUUAAAGGAAAGUAAAGAAUUGAGUCACUUUCACCAUGCUUCUUUUCUACCGUCUUCAGAGAAAAUAAGUCCAUGGAUGCUUGGAAAAAGUGUACCUAGUUCUAGAAUCUUGAAAUUGACCAGAAGCAGAAGCUGUGCAGCAAGUCUCAUGAAGGGUUCAUCUUCCUGUUGGUUUGACGAGGAAUAUGAUAGGAGGACCUAUCCACUAAACUUUAAUCCCAAUGCUGAGAGGUUAUCCUGGUCUGGUUUUGGGUAUUGUGUGAAAUGUUCUACAUGUGACAUACAGAACGUGAAACCAUCAUUUGAUAUGGAAAUUGAUGAUGGUGAUUUAUCCCCGGUAAGAAGGGAAAAGAAAGAAAAUGAAAGUUCAAAACCACCGCCUUACCGUAAGGUUUCGGGGUCUGGAGUUGAGUCAACUGUUUCUGCCAAAAAGUUCAAAGAUGCUGGGUCGAACACAUUACAAUCUGGUGAAGAAAAACAUUUGGAAUGGUCUUUAGAAUUUAAACGGCUGCAGAAAGAGAUUAUUGAACGCUGGCAUUCUUGUAAUGUUUCAUUGGUCCACAGAACUUACUUUUUCCUUCUAUUCAAAGGGGACCCUUCAGAUUCUAUCUAUAUGGAGGUAGAACUGAGAAGGCUAUCCUAUCUCAAAGAGAAUCAAAUUUUGGAAGAUGGACGAACCCUUACCCCUGAAUCAAGCAAGAGAUAUCUUCGACGAGAGAGACAAAUGUUGAGCAGACAAAUGGAGAGGAAGUUGUCAAAAUCCGAAAGAGAGAACAUGUAUUUCAAGUGGGGGAUUAGUAUAAGUUCAAGGCAUAGGAGGUUGCAAUUGGCUCACCGCCUUUGGUCAGAAACAAAUAUAGACCAUGUUAGAGAGAGUGCCACCAUUGUUGCAAAGCUGGUUGGUACAGUUGAGCCAGAUCAGGCUUUCAAGGAGAUGUUUGGCCUCAACUUUGCACCACGGCGCAGAAGAAAGAAAUCUUUCGGUUGGACAUCCAGUAUGAAGCAUAUUUUGUGA